This is a messenger RNA of Trachymyrmex cornetzi, 404 nucleotides long. RefSeq lists its product as uncharacterized. NCBI's taxonomy places the organism in Eukaryota, Metazoa, Arthropoda, Insecta, Hymenoptera, Formicidae. The record is from RefSeq and is a predicted model, not a curated record. The coding region runs from base 91 to 312 and encodes 73 amino acids. The transcript has 2 exons.
UGCGCGGUAAUGUGAACAUUCAUUUCUGGAGUAUCGUUGGUGCUACGGAGAUUUUGUGUUCAGAACUCAGGUGAUUGAAGUCGAUCAAGGAUGAAAUCAAUUAUUACCCUGCUGAUGGUCAUUGCCGUCGUAUUCUCGACGACGAUCAUGGCAGAGGAUGAUGAAUACAUUCACCUGCCAGGGAAAAACUGUGAAGACGCACCGUCUUGUCCCGAUGGCAGACCCUGUGAGAUGGCACUACCUCAUUGUAACAGUGGCACUUGUGGCACGGAUCCGGUACCGACAUGUGGGCCAAAACCCUCAAAAUCCUAAACUCAUGAGCCCGAAGGGAGAACUUAUGCCGUAUCUUCAGUUCUCUAUGUUGUAUUCUUCCGCUUCUUGUGAUUAAUAAAAAAUGUUGAAAA